Molecule: messenger RNA, 1016 nt
Organism: Plasmodium gaboni
Lineage: Eukaryota; Apicomplexa; Aconoidasida; Haemosporida; Plasmodiidae
Product: duffy binding-like merozoite surface protein
Exons: 1
Source: RefSeq, a predicted model, not a curated record
AUGGAAUUCCUAGCAAUAAUUGUAAAAGUUUAUUUAAGGAUUACGAAAAUGUUAUUAAUUCAAAAAGAACUGAAUGGGAAAUAUUUGUUAAGCAUUUUGAUAGGAAGAAAAGUGGUUAUAUUGCAGCAAAUGGAUCAACACCUGAAACUUAUUUAAAAGAAAAAUGUCCUGAAUGUGAUUGUGCAAAAAUUAAUUUAAAUGAUAUAUUUCAAAAAGAAUAUAAUAUACAAAGUUUAUUAAAAGAACUAAUUGAUCCACAAACAUCCGAAAGUGUAUCGACAAAUAUAUCUCCAGUAGUGCAACCGACUGGUCAAGAAAACACUGAACAAACAAGUGUAUCAACAACUCAAGAAGAACAACAACCACAAGAAGAAGAACAACAACCACAAGAAGAAGAACAACAACCACAAGAAGAAGAACAACAACAACCACAACCCCAAAAUAUACAAAGGGAAGAUAAUAAUGACAAUAUUUUAGGAUGGGAAUUUGGUCCUGUUGCAGAUCCUGGUACAAAUCCAUAUAUUUCGUCUGGAGAAAAAAAUUCUCUGGAACUAAUAAAUUUAACAUCAUGGGAUAAAGAGGAUAUAAUCAAACAAAAUGAGGAUGUAAAAGAAGAAUUCGAAGAAGAGCAAGCUGAAGAAGAAUUACAAGAAGAAAUAGAAGAAGAACAAGAUGAGUUACAGGAAGAAUUACAACAAGAAGAAAUAGAAGAAGAACAAGAUGAGUUACAGGAAGAAUUACAAGAAGAACAAGAUGAGGAAGAAGAUAAAUCCAAUAAAGAAGGAGAACAAGAGAAAAAGACAGAAGAUGAGAAAAAAGAAGAAACAAUUGAUUCCUCAGAUGAUAAGAAUGCUCAUGAAUCAUUAUCUAUAGGUUUUAAUAAUAAUAUGGAAAUAAAAAAGGAUGCUGCCUCUAUUGUGAAAGACCUAUUUAGUUUGUUUAAAGAAAAAAAUACUUUUGAAGAUCUUUUAAAAGAUUUAACAGGAGAUUUAGCCUCUUUAUUUCAAAAACAAUAA